GAUAUAUGCAUAUCUGCUAUGAAGGAAAAGGAUAUAGAAGCCAAACUGUCUCAAGUAGCUGAAACCUGGGGAGCUCAAAGUCUGAGCUUUGCACAAUUCAAAGCAAGAGGAGAGUUACUGUUAAAGGGAAUUGAAUCAGCAGAAAUUAUGAUAUUGAUGGAGGACAGUUUAAUGGUUCUGGAUUCUCUACUGUCUAAUAGAUACAAUACGGCAUUUAAAAAGCAAAUUCAGAGUUGGGUUUCUAAACUAAGCAACUCUUCACGCAUAAUUGAGGAAUGGCUGGUUGUGCAGAACCUCUGGAUUUAUCUUGAAGCUGUUUUUGUAGCAGGAGAUAUUGCAAAAGAGUUACCCCAGGAAGCAAAGCGUUUUCAGAAUAUUGACAAAUCUUGGGUAAAAAUAAUGCAACGAGCUCAUGAAAAUGCAAAUGUAAUUGCCUGCUGUGUUGGAGAUGAUACUAUGGAGCAACUUCUCCCUUACCUACACGAACAGCUGGAAGUAUGCCAGAAAUCACUUACAGGAUAUUUAGAGAAGAAAAGACUGCUGUUUCCAAGAUUCUUUUUUAUUUCUGAUCCUGCACUUGUUGAAAUUCUUGGACAAGCAAGUGAUUCUCAUACAAUCCAGCCACAUCUGACUUCCAUAUCAGACAACAUAAAUGAAGUAGAGUUUCACCCAAAGGAUUAUGAUCGCAUAAUGGCAGUCAUAUCAAGAGAAGGAGAAAAAAUUGCAUUGGACACUCCAGUGGUUGCAAAAGGACCAGUAGAAAUUUGGUUGAAGAUUUUAUUGCAAAUGCAGCAGAAGUCAUUGCAUGGCAUAAUUAGGGCAGCAUUUUACCAAAUUAGUGACCCAGGAUAUCAGUUGCUGAAUUUUCUUAAUCAAUUCCCAGCCCAGGUUGGAUUACUGGGAAUUCAAAUAUUGUGGACACGUGAUGGAGAAGAAGCUCUACGCAAUGCUAAGGAAGACAAAAAAAUCAUGGAUGUAACCAAUGCUAGAUUUCUGGAUAUUCUGAAUACGCUGAUUGGCCAGACCACACUAGAUCUUUCCAAGUUUGAGAGAGUGAAAUUUGAAACACUUAUUACAAUUCAUGUGCAUCAGCGUGAUAUUUUUGAUGAUUUGGUAAAAAUGAACAUCAGAACACCGACUGAUUUUGAGUGGUUAAAACAGUCUAGAUUCUACUAUAAAGAGGAUUAUGAUCAAGUCAUCGUAGCAAUUACAGAUGUUGAUUUUGUUUACCAAAAUGAAUUUCUGGGUUGCACUGAUCGUCUGGUUAUAACACCUCUUACAGACAGGUGCUAUAUAACUUUAGCACAAGCUUUGGGAAUGAACAUGGGAGGAGCUCCAGCAGGACCAGCUGGAACUGGUAAAACAGAAACAACAAAAGACAUGGGAAAGGCUCUGGGAAAAUACGUAGUAGUCUUUAACUGCUCUGAUCAAAUGGACUUCAGAGGUUUGGGCAGGAUUUUCAAAGGUCUUGCUCAGUCUGGAUCUUGGGGAUGUUUUGAUGAAUUCAAUCGAAUUGAAUUGCCUGUCUUGUCAGUAGCAGCACAACAAAUCUAUAUUAUUUUAACAGCAAGAAAAGAAAAAAAGAAGCAGUUCAUUUUUUCUGAUGGAGACUGUGUAGAUUUAAAUCCAGAGUUUGGAAUUUUCCUAACUAUGAAUCCUGGAUAUGCUGGACGUCAAGAACUACCAGAAAAUCUCAAAAUUCAGUUUAGAACUGUUGCAAUGAUGGUUCCAGAUAGACAGAUAAUUAUAAGGGUUAAACUUGCAAGUUACGGAUUUAUUGAUAAUGUGGUCUUGGCUAAGAAAUUCUUUGUUCUUUAUAAACUUUGUGAGGAGCAGCUCACUAAGCAGGUCCAUUAUGACUUUGGUCUGAGGAAUAUCCUUUCAGUACUGAGGACUCUUGGAGCUCAAAAGAGAGCCAGGCCAACUGAAGGCGAAUUAAGUAUUGUCAUGAGAGGGUUAAGAGAUAUGAAUCUUUCUAAGCUGAUAGAUGAAGAUGAGCCUUUGUUUCUGAGUCUUAUCAAUGAUCUCUUCCCGGGGUUGCACUUGGACAGCAGUACCUAUGAUGAGCUCCAGGCUGCAGUAGCUCAUCAGGUUGAGGAGGCAGGAUUGGUUAACCAUCCACCAUGGAAUCUUAAGCUUGUUCAGUUGUAUGAAACUAAUUUAGUGCGUCAUGGAUUGAUGACACUUGGACCUAGUGGAUCUGGAAAAACGAUGGUCAUAACUAUAUUAAUGAAAGCACUCACAGAAUGUGGCCAACCUCAUAAGGAAAUGCGCAUGAACCCCAAAGCUAUAACUGCUCCUCAAAUGUUUGGAAAACUAGAUGCUGCAACUAAUGACUGGACAGAUGGAAUCUUCUCUACUCUGUGGAGGAAAACACUGAAAACCAAAAAGGGUGAAAAUGUAUUUCUGGUUUUAGAUGGUCCUGUAGACGCAAUCUGGAUUGAGAAUUUAAAUUCAGUUUUGGAUGAUAACAAGACCCUCACCCUUGCAAAUGGAGAUCGAAUUCCUAUGUCUCCUUCAUGUAAACUGUUAUUUGAGGUCCACAACAUUGAGAAUGCCUCUCCAGCAACAGUUUCUCGAAUGGGUAUGGUCUUCAUCAGUUCUUCUGUCCUCAGCUGGAGACCAAUAUUGCAGGCAUGGCUGAAAAAACGUACUGCUCAAGAAGCUGAACUUUUGCAAAGUUUGUACGACAGAAUCUUUGAACCAGCAUAUACGUAUAUGAAACUAAACCUUAACCCCAAAAUGGAGCUUCUGGAAUGUAACUACAUUAUGCAGUCUAUUAAUCUUCUGGAGGGCUUGAUUCCAUCGAAGGAAGAUCGUGGUGCACAACGUCUGCAUAGAUUGUUCAACUUUGCAAUAAUGUGGAGUUUAGGUGCCCUCCUGGAGCUGGACAGUAGAGAUAAACUUGAAGCCUUCAUUAGAGCUCAUGAUAAUAAAUUAGACUUACCAAAAAUCCCUCGUGGCAGCAGUCAAACGAUGUAUGAGUUUUAUGUUAAUGAUCGUGGUGCCUGGGAGCAUUGGAGUAAUAAAGUUCAGGAAUUUGUUUAUCCAACAGAUCAUGUCCCCGACUAUGCAUCUAUUCUGGUUCCAAAUGUUGAUAAUACCAGGACUCAGUUUUUGAUAAACACAAUUGCAAAACAAAAGAAGGCUGUUUUGCUCAUAGGAGAACAGGGGACUGCGAAGACAGUCAUGAUUAAGGGAUACAUGAAGAGAUAUGACCCAGAAGAGCAUUUGUGUAAAAGUCUAAACUUUUCAUCUGCCACAGAACCAUUUAUGUUUCAGAGAACAAUAGAGAGUUAUGUGGACAAACGUGUUGGAAGUACUUAUGGACCUCCUGGGGGCAGAAAGAUGACUAUUUUUAUUGAUGAUAUCAAUAUGCCAUUUAUCAAUGAAUGGGGAGAUCAGAUAACAAAUGAAAUUGUCCGACAGAUGAUGGAAAUGAGAGGAAUGUACAGCUUGGACAAACCUGGAGACUUCCUUACAAUUGUAGAUGUACAAAUAAUAGCAGCAAUGAUCCAUCCUGGAGGAGGCCGUAACGAUAUUCCCCAGCGUUUAAAAAGACAGUUUAGUGUAUUCAAUUGUACAUUGCCAUCCAACUCAUCCAUCGACAAAAUUUUUGGUAUAAUUGCCACUGGAUACUUUCAUCCUUGUAGACAAUUCAACUCUGAAGUGUGUGAAAUGGUGGAAAAGUUGGUCUCAACAGGAAGAAUAUUGUGGCAGCGGACAAAGGCAAAGAUGUUACCUACACCAUCUAAAUUCCACUAUAUCUUCAACCUUCGAGACCUUUCUAGAAUUUGGCAAGGAAUGUUAACUAUAAAGGCAGAAGAAUGCACAACCAGCACUGUUAUCCUAAGACUUUUUAAACAUGAAUGUACCAGAGUAAUUUCUGACAGGUUUAAUACACCUGAGGAUACAGCCUGGUUUGAAAAAACUAUUGAUAAAACAAUUGAGGAAUAUGUGGAGGCAGAUUUAAGUGAAGUUCUCCAAGCUGAACCAUAUUUUGUAGAUUUUUUACGGGAUGAGCCUGAACCAACUGGUGAAGAACCAGAAGAUGUUGAGCUUCUAGCACCAAAAAUUUAUGAGGAGAUUCCAAGCUAUGAAUUCCUUUGUAACAAAUUGCGGGCAUAUCAGUCACAAUACAAUGAAAAUAUUAGAGGGUCGUUUCUUGAUUUGGUGUUUUUCAAGGAUGCAAUGACACAUCUUAUUAAGGUUUCCCGAAUUAUUCGGACAGCAUAUGGAAAUGCUUUACUUGUUGGAGUUGGUGGUUCUGGAAAACAAAGUCUUUCAAAGUUAGCCUCCUUCAUUGCUGGCUAUAAAAUAUUUCAGAUCACUUUAACCAGAUCGUAUAAUGUAACCAACCUCUCAGAAGAUUUAAAAGUAUUAUAUAGAACAGCUGGGCAGGAAGGACAAGGUAUCACCUUUAUUUUCACUGAUAAUGAGAUAAAAGAGGAAUCAUUUUUGGAAUAUGUAAAUAAUCUGCUUUCCUCAGGAGAGAUUUCGAAUUUAUUUGCUCGGGAUGAAUUGGAUGAAAUCACCCAAUCAUUAGUGCCUGUGAUGAAAAAAGAGCUGCCUCGGCAUCCUCCUACCUUUGACAAUCUUUAUGAGUACUUCAUAAGUCGGGCAAAGAAGAACUUACAUGUUGUCCUCUGCUUUUCUCCAGUUGGUGAGAAGUUCCGUGCACGUUCUUUGAAGUUUCCUGGUCUGAUAUCAGGGUGCACCAUGGAUUGGUUCAGUCGAUGGCCCAGGGAAGCUCUUGUAGCUGUGUCCAACUAUUUUCUUUCAGAAUUUAAUAUGGUCUGCGCUCCAGCAGUUAAAACAGAAAUAGUACAAACCAUGGGUGUCUUUCAUGAUAUAGUUUCAGAAAGCUGUGAGAAUUAUUUCCAAAGGUAUCGAAGACGAGCCUAUGUAACACCAAAAUCCUAUCUCUCCUUCAUCAAUGGCUACAAAGAGGUUUACACUGAGAAGUUACAUAGCAUCAAUGAACAGGCUGAACGUAUGCAAACUGGUCUGUCCAAGCUGAUGGAAGCCAGUGAAUCUGUUGCUAAACUCUCUAAGGACUUGGCUAUUAAGGAGAAAGAGCUGGCUGUGACAUCUGUUAAGGCAGAUAAAGUACUAGAAGAAGUCAAAGAAAGUGCUGAAGCUGCAACCAAAAUAAAACUUGAAGUCCAGGGUGUGAAAGAUAAAGCACAAAAGAUCGUGGAUGCAAUUGAUAUAGAAAAACAGGAAGCAGAGAGAAAACUGGAGGCAGCUAAACCAGCCCUAGAAGAAGCAGAAGAAGCUCUGAAAACCAUCAAACCAGAGGAUAUUGCUACUGUUAGGAAACUUGCAAAACCUCCUCACCUCAUUAUGAGGAUCAUGGACUGUUGUCUGCUACUAUUUCAAAAGAGAUUGGAUCAAGUUACCAUGGAUCCAGAAAAGCCUUGCUGCAAGCCAUCAUGGGGAGAAUCAUUAAAACUGAUGAGUGGCCCGUUCUUGAACAACCUACGGAACUUUGCCAGGGAUACAAUCAAUGAUGAGACAGUAGAAUUGGUCCAGCCUUACUUUGAAAUGGAAGACUAUACACUGCAACAUGGUAAAAAGGUGUGUGGCAAUGUGGCAGGACUCCUCUCUUGGACACAAGCCAUGGUGGUGUUUUAUGGUGUUAACAGAGAAGUCUUGCCUCUUAAGGCUAACCUGGCAAAGCAAGAAGGUCGCCUGAAAAUAGCCAAUGCAGAAAAAGAUAAGGCUCAGGCAGAAUUAGAUGAAAAGCAAGCUGAGCUGGAUAAAGUGCAGGCAAAGUUUGAUGCAGCAAUGAAGGAGAAAAUGGACUUAGAGAAUGAUGCAGAAACAUGCAAAAGAAAGAUGCAAGCGGCCUCUGCACUUAUAGAUGGACUGAGUGGAGAGAAGGUUAGGUGGACUCAGCAAAGCAAGGAAUUUAAAUCUCAGAUUAAGAGACUUGUGGGAGAUAUAUUGCUCUGCACAGGCUUUCUUUCGUACUGCGGACCUUUUAAUCAAGACUUCAGGAACCUUCUGAUUAAAGACUUAUGGGAAGCAGAGUUGAGAGCUCAUAAAAUCCCCUUUUCUGAUGAUUUGAACCUGAUUUCUAUGUUGGUAGAUCAACCAACAAUUAGUGAGUGGAAUCUUCAAGGAUUGCCUGGAGAUCACCUCUCAAUUCAGAAUGGUAUCAUCGUCACUAAGGCAUCGAGAUACCCACUUUUGGUAGACCCACAAACUCAAGGAAAAGCGUGGGUUAAAAAUAAAGAGCAAGAAAAUGAAUUACAGGUAACAACUCUGAAUGACAAGUAUUUCCGACAACACCUAGAAGACAGUCUUUCACUGGGACGAUCACUCCUGAUUGAAGAUAUAGAGGAAGAGUUGGAUCCAGUCCUUGAUAAUGUAUUAGAAAAAAAUUUCAUAAAAUCUGGAUCUGCUUUUAAGGUGAAAGUUGGUGAUAAGGAAGUAGAUGUUAUGAAUUCAUUUAGACUGUACAUUACUACAAAGCUACCUAAUCCUGCUUUCACACCUGAAAUUAAUGCAAAAACAUCAAUUAUUGAUUUUACUGUUACAAUGAAAGGACUUGAGAAUCAGUUGCUGAGAAGAGUAAUACUCACUGAAAAACAGGAACUAGAAGCAGAACGAAUUAAACUCAUGGAAGAUGUAACUUCUAAUAAGAGGAAGAUGAAAGAACUGGAAGACAAUCUUCUUUACAAACUAAGUGCAACCAAAGGUUCACUAGUGGAUGAUGAAUCCUUAAUUGGUGUCCUGCAAAUAACUAAGCAAACAGCUGCUGAAAUAGCUGUCAAGUUGUCUGUGGCAGCAGAAACUGAAGUGAAGAUUAACACUGCUCAGGAGGAAUAUCGACCUGUUGCUACACGUGGAAGCAUUCUUUAUUUCCUUCUUACAGCAAUGAGCAUGGUCAAUAAUAUGUAUCAAACUUCACUGGCUCAGUUCUUGAAGCUAUUUGAUCAAUCCAUAGCCAGAUCUAAGAAGUCUCCUGUGGCUCAGAAGAGAAUCUCAAAUAUUAUUGAGCAUCUUACCUUUGAAAUUCACUCAUAUUCUGUUAGAGGCCUGUAUGAAAACCACAAAUUCCUCUUUACCCUCCUCCUGGCUUUAAAAAUUGAUAUUGAGAGAGGACAUGUGGAAAACAGAGAGUUCCAAACUCUCAUUAGAGGAGGUGCAGCUUUGGAUCUACAGGCUUGCCCACCCAAACCAUGCCGCUGGAUUCUUGACAUGGUAUGGCUAAAUCUAGUGGAGUUGAACAAACUUCCACAGUUUGAAGAAAUUUUGGACCAGAUAGCCCAACAUGAUAAGGCAUGGAAACACUGGUUUGAUAAAGAUGCCCCUGAGGAAGAAAUUAUUCCUAAUGGAUACAGUGAGAUACUUGACACAUUUCGCAAACUUUUACUUAUCAGGUCUUGGUGUCCAGAUCGAACACUUUCCCAAGCCAGGAAAUAUAUUGCAAGUUCCUUGCAUGAGAAAUAUACAGAGCCAGUUAUUUUGAAUUUAAGAAAAACUUGGGAAGAAAGUGACAUGCGAACACCUCUCAUCUGUUUCCUGUCUAUGGGAUCAGACCCAACUGAUCAGAUUAAUUCCUUGUCUAGGAAGCUUAAUUUGGAAUGUAGGACCAUCUCAAUGGGCCAAGGACAAGAGGUUCAUGCACGCAAACUCAUGGAGGUGUCAAUGGAACAGGGAGGCUGGGUGUUGCUUCAGAAUUGUCACCUUGGGCUGGAGUUCAUGGAUGAACUACUGGAGACGCUUCUUACUGCUGAGAUCCAGAAUGACACAUUUCGAGUUUGGAUAACCACUGAACAACAUCCUAAAUUCCCAAUUACACUGCUACAGAUUGCUAUAAAGUUCACAAAUGAACCUCCACAAGGUAUACGUGCUGGACUGAAAAGAACAUUUUCUGGAAUUAGUCAGGAUCUGUUAAAUGCUAGCAACCUGCCUAUGUGGAAGCCUUUGCUUUACACUGUAGCUUUCCUGCAUUCUACUGUUCAGGAGCGACGCAAGUUUGGACCUUUGGGUUGGAAUAUUCCCUAUGAAUUUAACUCAGCAGACUUUACAGCCAGUGUUCAGUUUAUACAAAAUCACCUAAAAAAAAUUGACAUCAGGAAGGGGAUAUCGUGGAACACGGUACGCUACAUGAUUGGAGAAGUACAGUAUGGAGGCCGAGUCACAGAUGACUAUGAUAAGCGUCUUCUUAAUUGCUUUGCAAGGGUAUGGUUUAAUGAAAGUAUGUUUGACAGCGCUUUCUGCUUUUACACUGGGUAUAAAAUUCCAGUUUGCAAAACCCUGGAGCAGUACUUUGACUACAUCCAGUUACUUCCUGCCAUGGACAGCCCAGAGGUGUUUGGUCUCCAUCCCAAUGCUGAUAUUACAUACCAGAAAAAUACAUCAGCUGAUGUUCUGGAUACUAUUACCAACAUUCAGCCUAAAGAAAGUGGUGGAGGAUCUGGAGAAACUCGUGAAGCAGUUGUUUAUCGUUCAGCUGAAGACAUGCUGGAGAAACUUCCUCCAGAUUACAUACCUCAUGAGGUAAAGGCUCGUUUAGUUAAAAUGGGAGCACUUAACUCUAUGAAUAUUUUUCUUCGUCAAGAAAUUGACCGCAUGCAGAAGGUGAUCACAGUUGUCCGCACCAGUUUGAAUGAUCUGAAGCUAGCCAUAGAAGGAACUAUUGUUAUGAGUGAGAGUUUAAGAGAUGCACUUGAUAACAUGUAUGAUGCUCGAAUCCCUCAAGUCUGGAGAAGAGUAUCUUGGGAGUCUUCCACACUUGGCUUCUGGUUUACUGAACUUUUGGAAAGAAAUGCUCAAUUAUCUAAUUGGAUAUUUCAAGGAAGACCAAGGGUGUUUUGGAUAACUGGAUUCUUUAAUCCACAAGGAUUCCUGACAGCAAUGAAACAAGAAGCAACUCGAGCACAUAAAGACUGGGCUUUAGAUAAAGUUUCAAUACAUAAUGAUGUGCUAAAGCUAACCAGAGAAGAAAUCACUUCAUCUCCUUCUGAAGGAGUAUAUAUCUAUGGGCUCUACUUGGAAGGUGCAGGCUGGGACAAACGAAGAAGUGUGCUCGUUGAGUCUGCACCAAAGAUUCUUUUUGUCCAGUUGCCUGUGCUCCAUAUGUAUGCUGUGGAUUCAACCAGACCUAGGGAUUCCAAGCUUUAUGUUUGUCCUCUUUACAAGAAGCCCAAGAGGACAGAUUUGAACUUUAUUACAGAGGUAUUUUUAAGGACAUCAAAGUCUCCAGACCACUGGAUUCUGAGAGGAGUGGCUCUUCUCUGUGACAUCAAGUAA
Sturnus vulgaris (Common starling) is the source of this 9267-nucleotide messenger RNA. The record is from RefSeq and is a predicted model, not a curated record. Lineage: Eukaryota; Metazoa; Chordata; Aves; Passeriformes; Sturnidae.